Lepisosteus oculatus (spotted gar) is the source of this 5395-nucleotide messenger RNA. Lineage: Eukaryota; Metazoa; Chordata; Actinopteri; Semionotiformes; Lepisosteidae. The record is from RefSeq and is a predicted model, not a curated record.
GCUGAUGGUACCUACGCGGCCUGAGGGCACAGAGUGGCCGGCAUUUCCUGUCCUCUCCCAGUGGGCCAGCGCAGGACGGGCAGUCAUGUCUGCAGCGCUGGAUCUGAAGACGAAGGAAGAGAAGGACGCGGAGCUGGACCGGCGCAUCGAGGCCCUGCGGAAGAAGAAUGAGGCCCUCGUCAGGCGGUACCAGGAAAUUGAGGAGGACAAGAAGAGGGCGGAGCAGGAAGGCAUCGCUGUGACGACCUCCUUGCGCAAGCCCCGCCCCCCGGAGGCGGAGCCGGAGCACAGGCGGGCGGAGAAGGAGAGCCUCACCGUCACUGUGGACCUGUCCAAGGCGCCCGGGGAGAAGCGCGUCAUCAGCGACAGGAAGCCCGUGUCUCCCCGCGGCCGGGGACAGGACGGGGAGUUCGCCGCGGACCCCCCCCGCAGCCCCCCGGGGCAGAGCCCCCCCAGGAGGGCCGGGUCCGGCCGGCUGAGCCGCGGCGGCGUCUACUACGAGCGGAGAGAGCCGCGGCGCGAGAAGGGGGAGCCCAGGCAGGACCGCGAGGCGGGGGAGGGCGCCGGGAGGCCGGAGCACACGCCCCGGGGGCGAAGGGGCCGAGGCGGCGGUCCAGUUGGCCCCGGCCCGGACAGGAAGACCAAGGAGUGGGAGGAGAAGAGGAGACAGAACAUAGAGAAGAUGAAUGAGGAAAUGGAGAAGAUUGCCGAGUACGAAAGGGGUCAGAGGGGGGAAGGCCAGGGGGAGAAGAACCCCAUCCGCAAUUUCCUGGACGACCCCAGGCGCUGCGGGCCGGUCCCGGAUGCGGACCGGGACCGGAAAGAAGGGAGCCGGCGCCACGUCCGAAACUGGGGGGGGCUGGACUUUGACAACGUCAGGACAAGCCCGGAGUGGGAUAAGGAGUGGACGAGCCGGCGCCCGGGCCCCAAGGGCUCGGUGGACAUGACCCUGUCCAUGACGGGCCGGGAGAGGGCCGAGUACCUGCGCUGGAAGAAGGAGCGCGAGCAGAUCGACCAGGAGCGCCUGGCCCGGCACCGCAACGCCACGGGCCAGUGGAGGCGGGAGUGGGACGCGCAGAAGGCCGACGCCAUGUUCAAAGAGGACGCAGCGGUGACCGGUGUGCCCACGGCAGAUCAGGGCGGCAGGAAAGACGACGCGAAGAGGCCGCCCAAGGCCCCCCUGUUAGGGGACUUCCUGAGCCAGGCCAGGUCGAAGGAGCCCGGAAGAAGCAGAGGCCGAGGCAAGGGCAGGGCGCAGGGCAAGAGCUACAGUAUGCAUGACGAUCGCUGGGAGGACGACAAACCUGAGAAAGAAGAGAAGAAAGAGGAAACUGCCCCCAAGAAAAAGCCUGAGCCCAAGGAUCCAAACGUCAGCACCAAGAGUGCACCAGAGGUCACAGGUCAGGAGGAGGAUGAGGAAGGAUGGGAGGACACCAGUGACGGGGCGGAAGAGAUCGUGGGAGAGGUGUCCGAGGAAGAGGAGGAGGAGGAGGAGGAUGUAGAGGAGGUGGAGCAGGAAGAGAAGUCUUCUCCUGCAGCCUCAAUCCCGGCCAAGCCCCUUGAGCCCCCACACCUCUCCUCCCCAUCGGGGAGCCCGAGGGGACGGCAGCACGCGCUCCUGCCCAAAGUGCACAUCCCCGAGCCCCAGGAUCCCCAGUCCUUCCAGUCCCCGGAAGCCAAGCCUCUGAGCCCCUUCUCCCCGCUGGAGGGCCACGAGCCCGUGCGGGACUGGGGCGAGGAGAUGGAGAUGCAGUCGCCGCGCAGCAGCCUGGGCGAGAGCCCCCUCAAGCCGGACGCCACCCCCGAGGGGAGCCCUGGCCCCCAGAACCCAGCGGGGCCUCCCGACGGCACCCCUGUCCCAACCACAGCAGAGGCAGAGGACCCAGAACCCAGCGCCCAGACGGAGCAGGACAGCGGGAGGCCGGAGCCACAGGACAUCCCAGCAGCCACAGACGGACAGACGAGGGUUCAGGAGUCUCCCGGCUCUCCGGGGGGCCAAGGGGAGCAGGGAGCAGAGCACCCCAAGACGACCAAGGAAGCAGGUCACCUCCCUGUGUCAGAGCCCCCCAGCUGUCCUCCAAGCUCCCAAGCUGACCCCGGAGCUGUGUUGCCAGACUCCGAUCAGACCUCGGACCCGACCUCCAGCGCGGGCCCUGGUUCGGCAGAGGAGCCAGGGCAGCCAGCCUCAGGUGCGGUCCAAAUCACCGGGUUCGAGAGCGUGGCUUUCCGUAAAAACUCGCUCACCGCGGCUGAGCUCUGACGGCGAAGGUUUCCCCUGCAUGUCCGUGUGGCGCCGCGUUGACUCGGGGGGAGGACAGGGGCUCUCGCACGUUUUUACAACUCGGCUUGUGGAUGAGCUGACCAAGCCUACCUGUUGACUCACAGACUUCUGUCCUCGUAACGCCUGCUCACGCUCUCUCUCUGUUUUGUCUGCAAACCCGUAUUUCCUGGUGAUCCAGACUGUUUGGAAAACCUGAUUUCCCAACCGCGCUGCGGGCGGCCUCUGGGAGUGGAGAACCGAGAGCUUCCUCUCCCGAGCUCGGAUUCUGCUUCGGACUUUGGAUACUAACCCCACCAGACCCGUUCCUGAUUCUCAGUCCUGGUCGUUAUAAAUGCUUUUUGUUUUCUUGUUUAAUUUUCUUAAUCAACACACCAUUAUCCUGUUUCCCUCUUGGCACUUCAUGUUUGCUUUUUGGUUUCUGCUAAUGGAUCUGCUUUUCCAGAGCUCUGUGUUGUGCUUUGGGCUGUGUCUUUUAUGCGUCUUUUUCUGUUCCAACACCUGGCUUUCCUGGAAAGUGCUGAAUAAGACAACCGCAGCUCGAGAAAUGUUAACAAACAUUAAGAGAAGAGGUGGAAAGUUGUUCACAUCAAAUUAGCCUCAUCAGAGCUACACCGAGGGGCAAACACGGAUCUGUGUAUUUCAGGAGGCAGAGGUCCAGUGAGUUUUCAGGUGCCUGCAGGCUGCCAGUCAGUAAGUUCUAGCUGACACUCAGAUGUCAGUAAGGUGUGGUGCUCUUCCAGUUGUUCUGAGUGUCCCAUCCACCCCCUUUGGGGUAAUACUUAAAAGAAAGGCAGGUCUCUGGUAGAGGGGUGUGUCAGUGGAGCUUGUCUAUAGAUCCUUUAUCAUCCUGUGCGGGUACAGGAGUCACUACUGGAAGGCCAAGUAAAAAAAAGUUGUUUACAAGUUGGGUGGUUAUAUAGCGGAUUAAUGCUAAUUUAUUCCAUCCAUAGUCGGGGAAAGCCCUAAUCUUGUGUCUGUUUUUGGUUUGCUUUUUUGGUUGCUGACAAAAGUAAGUUGAAUAAGAUAUACAUUUUCAGUGAGGGUGGCUGGUCCUUCAGGCCGAGGUUAAAGGUCACACUGAACAAGCUUGGAGGGCUGGGCUGCAUUUCUUCUGAAUGUUGAUAGAUCUUCUGUCGAUCAGCUAAAUGGCAAGUUGGGUUGAGGCUGUGGUGUGAAAUAGUGUAGGAGUGCCCUUUAGAAAACAUUAUUGUGCAGGUUAUUUUUCUUCCCUCGUUUCAGUUAUUCCUGGUUCUCAGUCCUGGUCCGAAUAUGUCUAAGCACUCCGUUACCGCCCCUUCCCUCUUUUUGUGUGGGCUUUCCCAUCUUUUGAGAGAAAUUGUUCCAAUAAUACAAUAUUUUAUGGAGAAGCUCUCGAGUGAAACAAUGUAUAUCUAGUAUCAGCAUUGCGCCAUCACGUUACACGAAGGUAGUUGAUGCACUUGAAGAAUCAUAAAAGACUGAUGGAUGAGAACUCCUAAACGGCCAUUCCCACUUUGCUGUGGUCAUUUCGUACAAGAGCUUCCCUUAAUUGUUAUAUCGAUCGGGUUGAGUUAAUUAAGGAACUGGCACCAGAAUCCUGCAAUGCAGUGUCCUUGAAAGACCGCAGAGUGAGCAUCACUAAUGGAUCAGCCGGAAGAACUUCGUAGUGGAAAAUACAGCACUAAUUUUGUUUUUUUUUUAAGUCCGGUACAGUUGUUUUGCAAUCUCCAGCGAUCUGAUGGUGGUGUAUGUGAAGCCGCCAUGGGCUCUCUGGUCUUUUUAUCUGCUGCUUUAUAGUACAGUCAUUAGAGCCUGCAGUCUGGUCUGGUUUUUUUCCUAGAAGUCUGGAAUCGGCCCUGAUGCAGAGCUGCUUCUGCCGUUAGACUUCAAAACGCUUUUAACUACAGGGACUCCUGCUGUGAAGGCGCACUCGUGCUCGAUUGCCUUGAAAUGACAAAAUGCACUGUCGCAAAGAGAUGGAAUUAUGAUGGAGGAUAAAACCAUUCAGACUUGCCUUUGACUCUCUGCCUCUUUGUUUGUGUGACUUAGAAGAAAAUGAAAUGACAGCCCAGCAAGAUGGACAGAUCCCUGUAGUUUGUGACCUACUUUUGGACCUGUGUUCAUGUUCCCAGCUAGGCUAAUGCUCAUCAUUGGCUGUUAAACUCCAUUAUCGAAUUAGAAGUGGCACUGAAAUCGAGUAUAAGAAGAGUUGUGGAAUGCUGUAUUGUGUGAUUAUUGCUGUAGUUAAGUUACUCCACAGUGACUUCUUCCCCCCCAGCAGAUACAGUUAAUCAGUGGUGGCUCGUUAGCUGAGGCACGCCCUAAUUAAGGGGGUUUCUUUUAGUCUCCACUUUCGUUUGACCACUUCAGGUGAUGACCUAAUAGAAAUGUAUUGUCCAGAUGACAUCCUUUCUGCUCCUUUCGUUUUCAGUACAAGAAAGAGGUGUGACCUUUAGUCUUUAGUCUUUAUUAGUUUGCGGACUCAUUCAGAGCCUCGUUGCUGCCUGUCCCAGGCAGGGGGCUGCCGCACAGUGGUUUCCUGUUCUCGAGCUCGGGGACGGUCAGAAGAAAUGACCAGUGGAAAGGGAAAAGGAGCCACCUUACGUGAGAGGCCUGCUUUCCAGACAUAAUGCCCUGCAGGUUCCUAGCACAUCACAAGCGCUGCUGUUAUUUGCAGUGCUUCCAUACGUCCCAUGAUGCACAUCAGCGUCUGCAUCAGGCCCCACAUGAUGAAUGUGGCUAAUAUGCAUUGGCUAAAAGCUAUUGGGUUUAUAAUAGUAUGCAGGAAUUGGCGUCAGAGUUAUGUAUUUUGCCUCCAUUAUGAAAAAUUGCACUGUGGGUUCUGGCGUCCAGCACAGUCGUUCUCCUUUAAGUGCCCUGUAUUUGUUGAGAUGCUUUUAUGCGUUGCUGUCCCAUUAAUUCCAAUAUCAGUGUAACUGAAGCCCUAAUAAACAGCGGUUUCAGAGUACUGCUGCUUAAUCAUCCGAUUGCUGCCAUCUAUUAAUGUCUUCUUAAUGCCCUACAAAGUAAGGCGGUCUGAAAACCUUCCAGUCAGCAUGGUAGCACACCAGUCACGUUUGUUCACUUAUUAUUAAACUCCCAUUUUCUGUGUACAGUAGGCAAAUGGGCUUUUUU